AUGGGUAUAUGGUAUCCGGUGAUUCCCGGCGCAUUUUACGCUCCUGUGGCUGGCGAAAGCCGGCCUAUCUUCUACUGGGAGGCGCUCGCGGUACUCUGCGCUCUUCGACUCCUUCGCCCGGUGGUCCCGGAACGUUCGCGUGUCCUCAUAUACUGUGAUAACCAAAACACCGUUCAGCUUUUCUCCACUUUGGCGGCGAAGCCGGCGUACAACACCAUACUAAAAUCCGCUGUUGAUAUUCUGAUUGAGAAGAACUGGGAUCUGCGGGUGAAGUGGAUUGCUUCCGAGGAGAACGCCGUGGCGGACGCAGUCUCACGUCACGAUUUUGCGAAGGCGGUUCGUCUAUGCCCGAGGCUCCAAAUCCAACCAGUUGCGCCCCCG
This is a messenger RNA of Coniophora puteana RWD-64-598 SS2, 381 nucleotides long. RefSeq lists its product as uncharacterized. The transcript has a single exon. The record is from RefSeq and is a predicted model, not a curated record. Gene Ontology annotation, molecular function: nucleic acid binding; RNA-DNA hybrid ribonuclease activity. The annotation marks the transcript as partial. Lineage: Eukaryota; Fungi; Basidiomycota; Agaricomycetes; Boletales; Coniophoraceae.